Branchiostoma floridae (Florida lancelet) is the source of this 3003-nucleotide messenger RNA. RefSeq names its product protein crumbs homolog 1-like. NCBI's taxonomy places the organism in Eukaryota, Metazoa, Chordata, Leptocardii, Amphioxiformes, Branchiostomatidae. The transcript is spliced from 11 exons. Gene Ontology annotation, molecular function: calcium ion binding. The coding region runs from base 191 to 2191 and encodes 666 amino acids. The record is from RefSeq and is a predicted model, not a curated record.
GUCAAUAGUUGCUCACGCAGUUUGCUUGAUACUGAACUGUGCAAACAGGUUUCAUUGUUUUUGCAGAAGGCGUAGUAUAAAGAGGUUUUGUUAUAGAACGCAAGUUACCAAGUGCGUUAAGGUUAAUAGACGUCAACAACGUAACAGGAAACAUUCGCCGCUGACUCCUUUCCAAACUCAGAGUUCAGACAUGUCUUCAGCGUGGGGUUUUUGGAUACUUUUCUCUGUUCAAGUGUUGUCAGUUCACAGCGAGGUGUUCGUUGAUAAAGGAGGUUACAUCAUGUACUACCUACGGGUUCCAGAGAACAACCUGACACAGGCAGUCCCGCUUCUACUGGGGGCAGGCGACCAGCUCAAGUUCAGUUUCCGGCACUGCAACAAGGACGGGGGACUUCUCCUGUACCAGAGAGGUAGCGGCAACACCUACUUCGCCAUCGGCGUGUACAACAACGGGAUAUACAUAGAGAUGAACUUGAACGAUACACUUGUAGAGAUGUCUGGCGGCACAGGUCCUUCUGGAGUGUUUGCAGAUGUCCCUGACAGCCGGUACACUGAGGUGACUAUCGUCGGGCUGCGGCAGCCGGAACACGCCAAUGUCACGGUGGACGGGCGCACGGUGAUGUUAUCCACAUCAACACCCGGCAUCCAGGGACCGAGCUUCACAACUGACAUGUUAGGCAGCCUCGUUAUUGGAGGGGUCAACUCACAUGUAAUGAUGAAAACGGAGAAGCUGAAUAAGGACCUGAUCCCGUGUAUCAGCUUCAUUGACGUGGGGUUGGAGGGGAGGACACUUGACUUCAACAGCGCAGACGUGAAGCACUGGGUAUCGCCGAUGUGCCCCGCCAACUCCUGCUUCUCUGGGACGUCGGCAACGUUUACUUCGGUUGACUCGUAUGUACAUCUGGACGUAGAUGUCAGCCCGAAGAACCAGACAUUCAUUGGAUUCAAGUUCAGAACAAGAAUGAAGGCUGGGCUCCUAUUCUUCUUCGGCGGUCCUGGUGGAUGGCUGGCCUUGUACCUGAGGAAUGGCGCACUGGUGCUUCGGCUCAACACAGAGGGGCGAGGAAGGGAUGCGAUGAAAACUACAAGUGAGUCGACAUUUAACGACGGAGAGUGGCAGGAAGUCCGCGUGGUCCGUCAGGGCGACAAGGCUGUCCUGUUUGACGGCAAUGGGCAUGCUGCGGCAUUAGUGACGUAUGGUUCUGGUGAGAUGUUGAAGCCCCUCCAUGUUACAGCCCUGUAUGUGGGAGGAGCCAACACCACCGUCAUACCUGGGGUGACCUCAGCACUACUGGGCUGUAUGGAGGAGUUCAUAUUUGCCAGUUUUGAUGCAGUAACAGAGUCACAACCACGAGGACUGAGCUUGAGGAAUAACAACAUUGACUCCAGACACGUGGUCUUUGAAGGAUGUACAGAGAGCGAGUCAUGUGACCCGAGAUGUCCGUCUCCUGCCCAGACGUGUAGCCUGGGAGUAUGUGACUGUGCACCAGGGCACAGCGAGGUGACCAGAGAUCCUCUAGUCUGCAGUGACAUAGAUGACUGUGCAGAAGAGCCUUGUGUCCACGGAGUGUGCACAGAUCAGCCCAAUGACUACAUCUGUGAGUGUACUCCUGAAUAUAAAGGAAGGAACUGCUCUGUGGAAAGCAGCUGUUACAAGUUCCCCUGCAGUAAUGGUGCCACGUGUGUGGAAGACCAGACUUCACCACCCGGGAUUGAAAGUCGGACUUGCCACUGUUUCCAAGGAUACGAGGGUGUGAACUGCAGCAAAGAUAUCGAUGAAUGCAGUGAAAACGUGUGCGUGGCCAACAUCACGCGGGCCUGUGUGAACUACCCUGGUGGGUUCUCCUGCCUGUGUGUGGAGGGGUGGACAGGACAGGACUGUAGUGAGGAGAUCACACCGUGUCACGAACACCCAUGUGGACUGGGCAUCUGUAACGUCACCACAGGUGGUUACAACUGCACCUGUCCUGAUGGAACUAUAGGUCAGGAGUGUGCACGCAUACUUGCAUUGUACAGACAGUCCCAUCUACCAAUCGUCAUCGGAGUGGCGGUGGUGAUAACGAUCGUCCUUUGUGCUUUACUUUAUAUCCUACUGAAAAAAGGGAAAUGCAAGGGCAUGGAAAUCUGUCUGAAGAGUAAGAUUUUUGGAGAUAGAGGGUACCGAUAUAGGGACAUCUAUGCUGUGUCCUGAACAUCAACUGUGGAAGUUAGAUAUUAUUAGUCAAACAGAACCAUGAAGGCUUUCAAAUGUCUGUAGUUGUUUCAUAGUACCCAUGAGUAUUUUCAUCAGGUUAGCAAAUUAGCAGAGCCUCGAUCAAAACAUCAGCAGGUAAAAUCAUUCCAGGUCGUGUCAUAAGACAACUUUAUGCUUUGUAUUUUGUAGUAUAUUUGUGUUAACUGCAGUAGUUUAAGUGACGUAGAACCCAGACAUGUUUGUAAUUGCUGACAAGCUGAUUAUCUCCUGUUGUAACAGUUGUUUAAAGCAGAAACCUUACAGAGAGGAGCAAGGGGCCAGUACCAGUUUUUUUUAUAGGCAUAAGAAUUGUCUGAAAUUACAAUAACUAUCAUGUUAUUGACUUUUAAGUUGUUAAAAAAAACAUUAUUUGCAACAAAGAAUACACCCUUCUAAAGUUAAAUUUGCCCGUGCAUCUGUAAAAGAUGCUUAGGGGUGGCCCCAUCUCCAUUUCUGUGCCCUUGGGCCACCUAUCAAGUAGGUUACACCUCCUUUCACCUAUCUAAAGCUUCAUCCCACUUCGGAGUAACCUCCAGCUUUCUCCAGGCUUCCCAAACUCCCCAAACAGGGAGUCCCCCUAACAACCACAGCCUCCAGUGAAGGAUCAGUCAUUUGUAUACAAGUUAGCAGGUUUUCUAGCUAAGAUCUUAUUAGUUUUGAAGUCUCAACAUCAUGUGCAGACUAGACAAUAAGUGCAGAUUUUGUCCACAUAACCAAAGAUGAUCUACUAGAAUGUAGAGAAAGCUGAAAUAAAUCAUCACUUCAAUUAA